GUGAUCCGGCGCAGAGCUACAGCGACAGGCGGCCGGGAGCUGCGCAGGGAUACACGGCCGAGCGAAGUUUCUAUCAACUAUGGCGCUGCGCGGAUUCAACCUCUUCGCUUUUUUAGUCGUUAACGGAGUAUUUUUGAGCCGUCAGUCCAAAGAAGAAGUCUUGUUGGACAUGAGAUCUUUAGGAUCCGAGCUGGGAUGGUUGACCCUUCCAUAUGAGAACGGGUGGGAGAUUGUGCAGACGGUGGUGAAUGGCUCCCCCUUAUACACCUACAGCGUCUGUAACGUAGACUCUAGUGACCAGGAUAACUGGUUGCGCACCACCUUCAUCCAGCGGCGCUCCGGGGCCAGCCGCGUCUCGGUGGAGCUGCAGUUUGUGGUGCGGGACUGCAACACCUUUGGCAGCAGCUCGGUCGCCUGCAAGGAAACCUUCAACCUCUUCCUCGCCGAAGCUGACGCCGACGUCGGCACCAACUUCCGCAAGGGCCAGUUCAGGAAAGUGGCCACCAUCGCGCCUGAUGAGAUCACCCAGGGGAACGUCCUGAAGGUCAACACCGAGACAAAGACCGUGGGCUCGCUGUCCAAGAAAGGCUUCUACCUGGCCUUUCAGGACAUGGGUGCCUGCGUGGCGCUGCUGUCGGCCCGCGUCUACUACAAGACCUGCCCGUCCACCGUGCAGAGCCUGGCGGUCUUCCCGGAGACGGUGGCGGACUCUCUGAGGGAAGUGGAAGGCGUUUGUGUGGAGAACGCCAUCGGUCAAGCCACCCCACGCAUCUACUGCAGCGCUGAGGGGGAUUGGGUGGUUCCAGUGGGGCAGUGCCAAUGUCUCCCAGGUUAUGAAACCACAGCGGACUCGUGCCAAGAAUGCAAACCAGGUUACUUCAAGUCCUCUGUCUCUCUUGCGUCGUGUCAAGUUUGUCCUCGAAACACAAAGCCGUCCUCAGCCGGUGCCACCGAGUGUCAGUGUGAGGACGGGUUCUUCCGCUCGCCUUCAGACCCCCCAACGUCCCCCUGCUCCGCUCCGCCCAGUGCUCCUCGCGACCUCACUGCCACCACCCUGUCUGGGGAGGGACGCCUGCUGCUGUCCUGGAGUCCCCCGCUGGUGACCGGCCACCGCCCCGACCUGACCUACAGCGUGGCGUGCAGCAUCUGUGACGGGACGGCAUGCUCCACCUGCGGCGAGAGGAUUCGCUUUGAAACGGACCCCGCAGAGCUCCGGGAGACCAACAUCAUCAUCAGUGACCUGGAUUCCCACCUCAACUACACCUUCACUGUGGAGGCUCACAGCGGAGUCUCCCAGUUUGACCCCGAAAGAGCUUCUGCCACCGUCACCGCUGCUCUGGACUACACAGACCCCCCCAAAGUGACGUCGAUCCAUCUGGAGAAGAGUGGUCCCACCAGCCUGUCUCUGUCCUGGAGUCUGUCCCGCAGACCUCCAGCCCACAUCAGUCACCGCUACGAGCUCAUGUACCGCCGAAAAGAAGCUGAAGGGGAACGCGAUGUGACCACCUACACAGUACGAAUCCUGGACAAGAGCUUUGUUCAGAUCACCGACCUGACCCCCGACACCACCUACAUCUUUAAGGUGCAGGCGCUGAGUCCUGAAGGCACUCCAGGGAGCUUCAGCACGGAGCACGAGUUUCACACGUCACCUCUGGCUGAGCCUCAGAUCCAGAACAGCUCCACGGCGGUUUUGGGGGCUGUGGUUGGUGUGGCGGUGAUCCUGCUGGCAGUGUUGGCGUUCGUGGUGCUGCGAAGGAGGAGACUGAGCUCUCGUGGCAGACGAGGAGCCGAGGAUCCUUACUUCUCCACGGACCAACUGAAGCCUCUGCAGGCUUACGUCGACCCGCAUACCUACGAAGACCCCAACAUCGCCAUCCAAAAGUUUGUUACAGAGAUCGACCCAAACGCCAUCGCCAAGCACAAAGUCAUCGGCGUGGGAGAGUUUGGGGAAGUGUUUCGAGGCGUGAUGAAGACUCAGGGCAAAGGGGAAGUGACAGUCGCCAUCAAGACCCUGAAGCCGGGCUACUCUGAGAAGCAGAGGCAGGACUUCCUGAGCGAGGCCAGCAUCAUGGGGCAGUUCUCACACCCAAACAUCAUCCACCUGGAGGGAGUCGUCACCAAAUGUGAGCCAACACUUAGAGGUGGAGUAGCAGUUCAGACGUAUGACUUUUUUCUCUGCUUUUAUUUCAACAACAGUAUUUUUUAUUUUAUUUUUUUAGUCAAGCACGCCAUGAUAGUGACAGAAUACAUGGAGAACGGAGCUCUGGAUACGUACCUUAAGGACCACGAUGGCGAGAUGUCUCCAUACCAGCUGUUGGGGAUGCUGCGAGGGAUAGCUGCUGGCAUGAAGUAUCUGUCGGACAUGAGCUACGUCCACCGAGACCUGGCCGCCAGAAACGUUCUGGUCAACAGCAACUUGGAGUGCAAAGUGUCCGACUUUGGCCUGUCGCGUGUUCUGGAGGACGACGCCGAGGGCACCUACACGACCAGAGGGGGUAAGAUUCCGAUCCGCUGGACCGCCCCAGAGGCCAUCGCGUACAGGAAGUUCACUUCAGCAAGCGACGUGUGGAGCUUCGGCAUCGUCAUGUGGGAAGUCAUGGCAUUUGGGGAACGGCCCUACUGGGACAUGAGCAACCACGAGGUCAUGAAGGCAAUCAACGAGGCGUUCCGGCUUCCCGCCCCCAUGGACUGUCCGUCCGCCAUCUACCAGCUCAUGCUGCAGUGCUGGCAGCAGGACCGCGCCAUCCGACCGCGCUUCGCAGACAUCGUCAACAUUUUGGACAAACUUCUCCGAAGCCCAGAGUCCCUGAAAACCAUAGCAGACUUUGACCCACGCGUCUCGAUCCGCCUACCCAGCACCAGCGGCGGUGACGGCACCAUGUUCAGGUCCGUAACCGAGUGGCUGGAAUCCAUCAAGAUGAGUCAGUACAAGGAAAGCUUCGCCCGCGCCGGGAUAACCACCAUGGAGCAGGUGCUCGCUCUGAGGCACGAGGACAUCAGGAACAUCGGCGUGCGGCUGCCCGGUCACAUGAAGAGGAUCGCAUACAGCAUCUUAGGCCUGAAAGACGAGAGCAGCUCCCUCAGCGUGUUUGCCGUGUGAUCUAAAGCAUUCCUCCAAACCAAAGUGCACUGAAGCACCACACCAUUUCACUCACGGCUGACAAGGACUAAAGCAGGAGAAGGGGGGGGGGGGGGACCUCCCUAAAGGGAUUUUUGUAUUUAUGUGGCAAAGGAUCACAGAGGACUUAAAGGAAUAUUUGUACUUUAUGAAACCUUUUUUUAUAAAUCAAGGAAAAGUGCUGAGCGCACGUAUAGUUUAUAAAUCAGUGCAACCGUGCGCCUGUACUCACUGAAUGACUGAAAAGCUUCUUCCAUCUCUGGAUGCCGGAGCGUCUGGAUCUUUCUGUUUCUGUGAUCCACGAGGCGAAGGAUCCCGGAGUUGUUGUUCCUCUCAGGGCAAAGAAUCACACAUUCUGUUUUGCUGUUUGUGUCUUUCAUGUGUUUGUUUACAUCACCUCUUAAUGCAGUUCUGUCCAGUUUUUUAAUUUAAUAUUUAUUUUAUAUUUAUGUAAUUUGUUACUUUGAAAUGGAUCCACUACAUGUUUUCUAGGCAUAUUUGAAUAAAAUUAGCCUUUUGAAAAAGUUUA
Messenger RNA from Oryzias latipes (Japanese medaka), 3647 nucleotides. It is a transcript of the gene epha2a, whose product is annotated as eph receptor A2 a. Gene Ontology annotation, molecular function: protein binding; transmembrane-ephrin receptor activity; ATP binding. The record is from RefSeq and is a predicted model, not a curated record. NCBI's taxonomy places the organism in Eukaryota, Metazoa, Chordata, Actinopteri, Beloniformes, Adrianichthyidae. Gene Ontology annotation, cellular component: plasma membrane; dendrite. Gene Ontology annotation, biological process: axon guidance; protein phosphorylation; ephrin receptor signaling pathway.